Molecule: messenger RNA, 1428 nt
Organism: Colletotrichum godetiae
Lineage: Eukaryota; Fungi; Ascomycota; Sordariomycetes; Glomerellales; Glomerellaceae
Product: fumarylacetoacetate hydrolase
Exons: 6
Coding region: 358-1227 (289 amino acids)
Molecular function (GO): acetylpyruvate hydrolase activity
Source: RefSeq, a predicted model, not a curated record
GAAGAGGUGCACGCAGCACAGCUGUACUUUUGCCGGGAGCCCAUGGCGUAAUGAUGCCGAUGCAUUAGCCGGCGCGCCAGAGUACUACACAAUUCAGUUCGCUCUGGCACAUCUGACGCCGAACAGCGAGCCGGGGCUUAGCUCUGGAAUCCGUGUCCUGGGGGGCAAGUGUGGGGUCGACGGAUGGUAAUCGGAGGCUUCAGGUUCGUGGGGUCCAGUUGCUACAGCGUCUUCGGCACCUCUUCCGAUAUUCGUCACAUUCCAUCAUCUGCAACAUAUUCCCAUCUAUUGUACGAUAUCUUGCUUCCUUUCUUCUCGAGCCUCAAUUUCUUAGUUUUCCUUUGAUUAAUCGUAACAAUGUCCUCAUUUUCCAGACUCGUUCGCUUCCUUGCCCGGGAUGGCAAGACCUACUACGGCGAUGCAAUUCUCCCCAACGGCGUCACUGAUAUCGCCAAGGCGAGGCAGGCCAGGAUCGUGACAGGCGACAUCUUUGGAAGACACGAUGUCACAGAAAACGUCGCCGACAUCCGGCUUCUGCUUUCUCCCCUUGCGCCUGAGCACGUAAAGACUGUACGCUGCCUCGGCCUCAACUAUGCCAACCACGCCAAGGAGUCAAACAUGGCAAUUCCAAAGUUCCCUGUUCUCUUCUACAAGCCGGUGACCUCUUUGGCCGGACCAACUGAUCCCGUCCCUGUGCACCCGAUCGCUCAGACCGGCAGCACGCUGGACUACGAGUGCGAACUGGUCAUUGUCAUCGGCAAGACCGCCGCGGACGUUUCCGAGGACGAUGCCCUCAACUAUGUUCUCGGCUAUGCCGUGGGCAACGAUGUGUCACACCGCGAGUGGCAAAUCCAGCGUGGCGGCGGGCAGUGGUCUCUCGGCAAAGGCUUUGACGGCUGGGCGCCUUUCGGGCCUGGCAUCGUGACCAACAAGGUUGUCAAGGAUCCUCAGAACCUCAAGAUCUUUACCAAGGUCAACGGGGAGACUGUUCAGAAAAACAACACCAAGGACAUGAUUUUCGGCAUCAAGAAGACAAUUUCCUUCUUGAGUCAGGGCACUACGCUGCUGCCGGGAGAUGUCAUCUUCACCGGAACUCCCGAGGGCGUUGGCAUGGGUCGCAAGCCCCAGCUGUGGCUCAAGGAUGGAGACGUUGUCGAAGUUGGCCUUGAGAACGUGGGCUCUUGCAUCAACAAGAUCGAGUUCAGCAAGGUCAAGUCAAAGAUUUAGGAACAGGGUUGAAAGUGGCGAGGUGAUGCAGUGUAUUGUCACAAUUGCUAAGUUAGUGGCCAGUUGUAGAAUGAAAUCUUGUGUUUGUUAUGGAGUUUGAUCACGACUAAGCCGAGGCUGUGAGAUGGCGCCCGCCGAUAUUGCGGCCGAAGCAACACGAGCUGGCGCAUCAAAACAUCAAGAGGUUCAAAAUGUCUAAUG